CAACCCUCGUCAUUACGCUGCUGGCUCUUGAGCGUGUGAGUCGUCGCGCGCGGAUUACGCCCAGGAUAAUCGGAAUCGGAAUUGCACUCGCCUCACCAGCGCCUUCCACCUCGGGUAUUGGCAGCUUUAGAUUCAGUCGAUUGGCUGCCCUCAAGGUGACAGGACAGGCAGCGCGCAGUGAACAGUGGACACUGAGUGAACACUCCCCGAGAACUCUUAGUGAACCCGCAGUGAACACCCAGUGCACAAGCAGUGAACUCGAAACCCAGACAAUAUUCAUUACACCCCAAGACCCCAACAUGGUCAUGUUGCAGUCGCCGGCGCAAAAGGCCAGCGAUAGUGCAUCCUCCCAGAACACAGCCGUCGGCGGGCUGAUGAGUCCCAACUCGAAUCCGGACUCGCCCAAGUCCAACACCUCGCCGGAGGUGGCCAGUGCGGACGGCGUGGUGGCCGGAACAGGAGGUGGAGCCACCACAACCACUCCGCCGGCGGCCAAGAUACCCAAGUUCAUCAUCAGUGCCAACGGCUCGGCGGUGGAGGGCAAGAAGGAGCAGGAUCUGCGCUACUCCCUGGAGCGGCUCAAGCAGAUGAGCAGCGAUUCGGGCAGCCUGCUGAGCCGCCUCAGUCCGCUGCAGGAGGAGGCGCCACAGGACAAGGAGAAGUCCGUGAGCUUCACCACGCCCGCCCAGCAGCGCAAGCUGCUCGAGCUGAGUGCCGUGCGCCACCUGGCCAGACCCGAGCCACUGCAGCACCCACACGCGGCCCUGCUCCAGCAGCACCCGCACCUGCUGCAGAACCCCCAGUUCCUGGCCGUCGCCCAGCAGCACAUGCACCAGCAUCACCACCAGCACCAUCAGCACCCACACCAGCAUCCUCAUCAGCAUCCCCAUCCACAUCCUCAUGCGCAUCCGCCAGAGGUCUUCCACUUGAGGGCGCCCACCAGCAGCAGCACCACUACUCCACCCUCGCCGGCCACCUCGCCUCUGUCGCCGCCCACUUCCCCGGCCAUGCAUUCCGACCAGCAGAUGAGUCCACCCCUCGCUCCGCCCCAGAAUCCGCCGCAGCAGCAGGUGGCCGCUCCUCCAGAGAUGGAUCUCGAGCGGAUCAAGCUUGUGGCAGCGGUGGCAGCUCGCUCCACGGCCCAGGCUCCCAGCACUUCCGCCUCCGCCUCGAACUCGAACUCGAACUCCGUGUCCAACGCCACCACCUCCAUCUCCAACUCCAGCGCGGGCUCACCCAGUGGCCGGGAUCUGAGCGACUACGGCUUCCGAAUACAGCUGGGCGGCCUGGCGGCAGCGGCGGCUGCUGCGGCAGCCACUUCGCGACAAAUAGCGGCGGCCAACUAUGCCAGGAGCGACACCAGCGAGGAGCUCAACGUCGACGGGAACGACGAGGACAGCAACGAUGGGUCCCACAGUGCGCCGUCGGUCUGCCCAGUGGACCUGACGCGAUCGGUGAACAGCAGUGCGGCGGCGAAUCCCAGUUCCGCCUCGACGAGUGCCUCCAGCGAGCGGGACGCGGCCACCAAGCGCCUGGCCUUCUCCGUGGAGAACAUCCUGGAUCCGAACAAGUUCACGGGCAACAAGCUGCCCAGCGGCCCCUUCGGCCACCCCAGGCAGUGGAGCUACGAGCGGGACGAGGAGAUGCAGGAGCGGCUGGACGACGAUCAGAGCGAGGACAUGUCUGCCCAGGAUCUGAACGACAUGGAUCAGGACGAUAUGUGCGACGACGGCAGCGAUAUCGACGAUCCCAGCAGCGAGACGGACUCCAAGAAGGGCGGCAGUCGCAAUGGGGACGGAAAGUCGGGGGGCGGCGGCGGAGGAGGUGGUUCCAAGCCCAGGAGGGCCCGCACCGCCUUCACCUACGAGCAGCUGGUCUCGCUGGAGAACAAGUUCAAGACCACCCGGUAUCUGAGCGUCUGCGAGCGGCUCAACCUGGCCCUCAGCUUGAGUCUGACAGAGACGCAGGUCAAAAUCUGGUUCCAGAACCGUCGCACCAAGUGGAAGAAGCAGAACCCCGGCAUGGACGUCAACUCCCCCACCAUCCCCCCGCCCGGCGGCGGCUCCUUCGGCCCUGGGGCCUAUGCCAGCGGACUGCUCUACUCGCACGCGGUGCCCUACCCGCCCUACGGGCCCUACUUCCACCCCCUGGGCGCCCACCACCUCAGCCACUCGCACUCAUAAAAUUGCAAGAUGCAACAGCGAUUGUUGCAACUCUUCGAAAAGCGCGGCAGGCCGGAAGUGGGUGCUCCCACUUCCGUUUCCGCAACCGGAAGUGGCUCACUGGU
Molecule: messenger RNA, 2287 nt
Organism: Drosophila biarmipes
Lineage: Eukaryota; Metazoa; Arthropoda; Insecta; Diptera; Drosophilidae
Gene: slou
Product: homeobox protein slou
Exons: 4
Coding region: 300-2183 (627 amino acids)
Biological process (GO): regulation of transcription by RNA polymerase II; cell differentiation
Cellular component (GO): nucleus
Molecular function (GO): RNA polymerase II cis-regulatory region sequence-specific DNA binding; DNA-binding transcription factor activity, RNA polymerase II-specific
Source: RefSeq, a predicted model, not a curated record